ACAAGUGCACUCAGAGGUCCUGCUGCAGCAUCAGCAGCUGUGUGUUCAUCAGGGACACCAUGCAGACAGGUACAGGUGUGCUCGUGCUCUCCUUAUGGAUGACACUGGGGCUAAUGGCAGGUCUGCCAGAGUCGGCUUCAGCAAAGAGCUUCAAUCAACGAGAGUGUAAGACGUACGGCAGUGGCAUGGUCCAGCCCUUUAACGGCAGCGCGUACCACGUGAGGACAUCCUGCUCCGUCACCCUCGUCCACUUCACCCACCAGAGCGUUGACUGUGACAUCACCGCCCAGCGAGGGCACAGCGGACUGCUGACCCGCGUCGAGGUCGUCGUCAACAAAGUCAGAACCGUCGUUCAGAACGGAACCAUCAUGGUGGAAAACCACAGGGUGUCUCUGCCAUACGACCACACCUACCAGCACGUGUUUCACUACGGAGUCCACACCAGACUGAGGAGCAAGGUCCUGCCACUGACCAUCACCUGGCACAGCACCGCCAUGGGCAUCGAUGCCCUCUGGGUGCGACUAGAGGGGAACAGCAUCAGUGGGAUGAAGGGACUGUGUGGACAUCUAAAUACUCCAGCAAAUCCUCCUCAGUUAAUCUCUGAGGCGGUGCUUGAGGACGACACGUGUGUGAUCGAAGACUCACGUGAGAAGAACAACAUGGCGUGCGGGGAAUUCAUGUCCCAUGCCAUAUCCUGCCUGAUGAACCGGGCCGAGGCCUUCUUCCACCUGUGCCAGCAGAACGCCUAUGGCUGGGCAGGUAGUGCUCACAUCACCUGUCCCUUCUUCUGGGACGUUGCUCAGAGGUGUGGACCGGCCAGCAACCUCUGGGAUGUGUGGAGAGUUGUCACACAAUGCCCCGCCCCGGACUGCCCAGGAGAGCUGACCUAUCAGGAGCUGGGAAACGCCUUUACCCCCACCUGCUCCAACCCCACCUCCCGAGCGGGCGACCAGGACGUGACCAGCACCUGUGUGUGCCCACAAGGUAAGGUACUGAAUGACCAUGCCGAGGGCCACGAUUGUGUGAGUGUGGCUGAGUGUCCCUGUGUGUACGGCGGCAGCAGCUACCCACCAGGAACCUACAGAGGAACCAAGUGCCAGACAUGUGAGUGUGUGUCUGGAAAGUGGCGGUGUUCUGAAGACAUCUGUCCUAAGAAAUGCUCCGUUGAGUCCCAGUUUGUGACGUCUUUCGAUGGAAAACACUUCAGACUGCCAGGCAAAUGCUCUUACGUGGCAGCACAGGGGUUGAACUGGACGCUUACCGUUCACUUCUCUGAGAGAGCCAUCAAACUGCAGAGAGUGGAGUUGAAGAUUUACCACGAGAGCUACGUCUUCACCCACUCAAGGGUGAUGUUUCAGAAUGAAGAAAUCAGAGAGCGGCAUCAAACCGCUUUUGUCACCGUUUUCUGGCAGUCCUCCAUGUUUGUUCAGGUCCUGGCCCUCUCAGGCCUCACCAUACAGGUGCAAAUGGCCCCCGAGAUCCAGGUCUACGUGUCCUUGCCUACAGAGCAAAAUGGAACCACUACAGGCCUUUGUGGGAACUUUAACGGGGACUCAGGGGAUGACUUUACCACCAGCAGCGGCAUAGUGGAGAACUCUGCGGAGCCCUUUGCCCUCUCCUGGUCCCUAGAGAGCUGUGAGCCCAACAUCAACCCCCUCUGCAUUAACAUGGACAGCGAAAUAUUUGCUGAUGAGCACUGCAACCAGCUGAGGGAUCCUCAUGGGAUAUUCAGCUUCUGCCACAGUCAUGUUCCAUACGACCACUAUUAUCAGGCCUGCCUCAGUAAAACAUGCCACUGCCAGUCGGGGCUUCAGUCGUGUCUCUGUGUCGCCCUCGGCAACUACGCCAAAGCCUGUGCUUCUGUUGGGGCCUCUCUGGGAGACUGGAGAGCAGCAGCCAACUGCACGGUGACGUGUGCGACCAACCAGGGGUUUGACUACGCAACACAGGUGUGCAACCGCACCUGCCGCUCGCUGGCGGGGCCCGACCCUACCUGUGAGCUGGAGGCGGAGCCUGCGGAGGGCUGCGGUUGCCGGGAGGGAACCUACCUGAAUGACCACGGCAGCUGCAGUCCCCGCUCGCAGUGCCCGUGUCACCACAUAGGGGGCGCCACACUGCCAGGACCAGUCGUCAUUGACGGAAGGGCAUGCAAUUGUGAAGAUGGAAAGCUGAACUGCUCAGAGGCCUGUGUUUGCCAAGAGGAAAAAGUGUGUGUGCACUGUGCGUAUUUACACGUUAACACUGCACAGAAAACUUGUGAGAGCUUGAGCAAGCCAGUUAGUUCUGCAGUGUGCAGCACCGGCUGCUAUUGUCCAGAUGGCCAGUAUGAGGACCACAAGGGAAUGUGUGUGUCUGAGGACAACUGCACAUGUGUGUUUAGCGGGAGUGUGUACGGCCCUGGGGAGAGGGUAGAGACCAACUGCAAGAUAUGCACCUGCAGUGGAGGGCAUUGGACCUGCACUGGAGAGUCGUGCCCAGGACGGUGCCAGGUGUUUGGUAACGGUCACUACCAGACCUUUGACUCCAGGUGGUUCAGCUUCGAUGGGAACUGCCAGUACACCCUGCUGGAGGAUGGCUGUGGGAGGGGCAAUGGGCAGUUUGCUGUCAGAGUGGAGAGCAUUCCCUGCUGUGAUGAAGAGCUGACCUGCUCCCGCACCAUCACUCUGGACCUGCUGGAUGAGGUGUCGCUGGUGCUGGGGGACAUGUCUGUGUCCUCCAGGUCCUCCAACACAGGGGGAGAGAUGCUGUACUCCGUCCACACAGUGGGGCUCUACAUCGUGGUGUCCGUACCGCGCCCAGGCCUCACACUCAUCUGGGACAAACACACACGCCUAACCGUGCUGCUGGAGGCAAGGUUGAGGGGUCAAGUGUGUGGCCUGUGUGGGAACUUUGACUCCAGCGAGGCCAACGACCUGAUGAGUAGCGGCUCGUUGCUGGCGUCCAGUGCACUGGAGUUUGGGAACAGCUGGAAGACGGGCACGCCACCCUGUUCCGACGUGACGACCGAGACCUUCCCCUGCCAACGCCACUCCUACUGCUCCAACUGGGCCGAGAGACGCUGCAUGAUCAUAACUGGAGACACCUUCAAGGAGUGCCACUUAAAGGUGGACCCUGAUCCGUACUACCAGGCCUGUGUACUGGAGGCAUGCUCCUGUGAGUUCGAGGGCAAGUUCCUGGGCUUCUGCACGGCUGUGGCAGCUUACGCUGAAGCCUGCAGUGAGCAGAACGUCUGCGUCCACUGGAGGACUCCAGAUCUGUGCCCUGUGUUCUGUGACUACUAUAACAGGGAGGGUCAAUCUAGCUGGCACUAUGACCCAUGCGGAAAAGUACCAACCUGUGGAAGAAACUACAAGUUCAAUGGCACACUGGAAGGCUGCUACCCCAGGUGUCCUGCAGAGGCGCCAUACUAUGAUGAGAACACCGGGAACUGCACCACACGGCAGAACUGCACCUGCCUCUUCAAUGGUACAGUCCUAACACAUGACACUGGAGUGAGCACGCCCAGUGGACACUGCACAUGCACAGAUGGAACCAUGGAGUGUGAGCCAUAUCCUACAACAACACCACCAACAACACCCACAACAACCACAACCACAGAACCACCAACUACAACGGAAACAACAAUCUCAACCACAGAACCACCAACCACAACAUCAAUAACAACCUCAACCACAGAACCACCAACACCAACCACAACAUCAAUAACAACCUUAACCACAGAACCACCAACUACAACAUCAAUAACAACCACAACCACAGAACCACCAACACCAACUACAAUAGCAACGACAAGCUCAACCACAGAAUCACCAACAACAGCACCAACAACCACCACUGUGGAAACCACAACACCUACAACUACAACAGCAACAACGUCAACAACUGCAAUAGUGACCACAGACUGGUCAACCAUGGAACCAACAACAACCACCACCACAACAGAAACUUCAAAAACUACAACUACACCAUCAACAACUCCUACAACAACUACAACCGUGGAGCCAACAACAGCAUCAUCAGCCACAACAACUACAAUGACAUCCACAACCACUAUGAAACCUCCGACUUCAACUUCGUCCACAAGCACAACUAUGGAAACAACUGCAACCACAACUACAACUGUGGAACCAUCAACAGCUACUUCAUCAUCAACAGUAGAACCUACAACGGAACACACUAAAUCAACCACGUCUAUAACUUCUACAACUGAAUCAACAACUACAACAAAAACAACAACCACAACCACAGAACCACCAACACCAACUACAAUAUCAGUAUCAACCUUAACCACAGAACCACCAAUUACAACAGAAACAACAAUCUCAACCACAGAGCCACCAACACCAACCACAACAUCAAUAACAACUUUAACCACAGAACCACCAAUUACUACAUCAAUAACAACCACAACCACAGAACCACCAACACCAACUACAAUAGCAACGACAAGCUCAACCACAGAAUCACCAACAACAGCACCAACAACCACCACUGUGAAAACCACAACACCUACAACUACAACAACAACAACGUCAACAACUGCAAUAGUGACCACAGACUGGUCAACCAUGGAACCAACAACAACCACCACCACAACAGAAACUUCAAAAACUACAACUACACCAUCAACAACUCCUACAACAACUACAACCGUGGAGCCAACAACAGCAUCAUCAGCCACAACAACUACAAUGACAUCCACAACCACUAUGAAACCUCCGACUUCAACUUCGUCCACAAGCACAACUAUGGAAACAACUGCAACCACAACUACAACUGUGGAACCAUCAACAGCUACUUCAUCAUCAACAGUAGAACCUACAACGGAACACACUAAAUCAACCACGUCUAUAACUUCUACAACUGAAUCAACAACUACAACAAAAACAACAACCACAGAACCACCAACACCAACUACAAUAUCAGUAUCAACCUUAACCACAGAACCACCAAUUACAACAGAAACAACAAUCUCAACCACAGAGCCACCAACACCAACCACAACAUCAAUAACAACUUUAACCACAGAACCACCAAUUACUACAUCAAUAACAACCACAACCACAGAACCACCAACACCAACUACAAUAGCAACGACAAGCUCAACCACAGAAUCACCAACAACAGCACCAACAACCACCACUGUGAAAACCACAACACCUACAACUACAACAACAACAACGUCAACAACUGCAAUAGUGACCACAGACUGGUCAACCAUGGAACCAACAACAACCACCACCACAACAGAAACUUCAUUUACAACUGCACCAUCAACAACUCCUACAACAACUACAACCAUGGAGCCAACAACAGCAUCAUCAGCCACAACAAUGGCAACCACAACCACUAUGAAGCCUCCGACUUCAACUUCGUCCACUAGCACAACUAUGGAAACAACUGCAACCACAACUACAACUGUGGAACCAUCAACAGCUACUUCAACAUCAACAGUAGAACCUACAAUGGAACACACUACUUCAACGUCUAUAACUCCUACAGCCACAUCCAUGCCUACAACUGCAAAGACUUCAACAACCACUUCCAUGGAAACAACAUCUUCAACUGUGACCACCACAACUACUAUGAAACCUUCAACUUCCGCAAGCACGCCAGAAGAAACAACAUUUGAAACAAGGGAGCCUUCAACACCUAAAACCACUUUGACCACAAGGGUAGCGUCAACAAUAACUACCACAGUAUCAACCACAGUGGAGCCCACAACAGUGGUAACUUGGGAACCAACGUCAGAGAUAUUCACAUCCUCAACCAUGCAGUCCACAACUACAGUAUUAUCAACCUCAACAGCCACAACAGCGCCUACCACCAUAAGGCCUACAACUACGACGGCUCAAACAACUUCAACCACAGAACCCACUAGAACUACAACUACGAUACGAUCAACACCAGCGCCUACCACUGUGAAGCCUACAACUACGACGGCUCAAACGACUUCAACCACAGAACCCACUACAACUACAACUACGACUACAACUACGACAGCUACGGUUCAACCAACGGUUCAAACAACUACACCUGUGUGUGAGUGCAGGGGCGUGCGGAGGAACGAGAGCUGGCCGUGCGGGGCGAGGUGGACGGAGGACUGUUCUCAUAGAGAGUGCCGUGGUGGGGAAAUCGUCAUGACCCCCGUGACCUGUCCAGAGAGUCCAGUGCCAGCAUGCCCUCGUGGGGACGUGGUCACGGUUGAGGGGGAGUGCUCCUGUAGGACUUACACGUGUAACUGUCGGUGUGAGGUGUACGGCGACCCCCACUACAUCAGCUUCCAGGGCACCACCUACGACUUCCUGGAAAAUUGCACCUACACGCUGGUCCGGGAGCGGUUGCCACGGUACCAGCUCAGCAUCGUGGUGGACAACUACUUCUGCAUCCCAUGGUUGGCAGGGUCCUGCACGAAGGGCAUCAUGAUGACGUUCCGAAACCACACCAUCACCCUCAGCAUCCAGCAGGAUCAAAACAGAGUGGCCGCCACCCUGAACCAGGUCGCUGUGCGCCCCCCCUACGAGGAGGAUGGCAUCCGCUUCGAGACCACGGGACUCGUGGUGUCUGUCUACAUCGAGGAGAUCCGCUCCCACGUCUCACUGACCCCCUCAAACACGCUGGUCGUCAGCCUGGCCAUGGAGCACUUCCUGAACAACACAGAGGGACAAUGUGGUGAGUGUGGAGGCAGCUCUUGUGUGCGCCCUGGUGGUGUGAGAGAGAAGGACACGUGCUGUCCAAAGACUGCAGCGGACUGGAUCCAUCCUGACCCCCGUAAACCCUACUGCACCUCCACACUACGAAACAUGCCCUGUGACUUACCCCCUGCACCAACACCAACACCAACUACUGACUGUCCCCCUGCUCCCAUCUGUGACAUCCUCAAACACUCUGUGUUUGCAGCGUGUGGAGAGGUUGUGGAUCUGGCAGAGCUGGAGCGUAGCUGCCAGUUUGACGUGUCCUGUACGUAUCAGAACAUGUCCUGCUCAGUGCUGGCGCAGGCUGCUGAGGAGUGCAAGAAGGAGGGCUUCUGUGUGGAGUGGCUCCACCUCACCAACGGCAUCUGUGACGUGUCCUGUCCAGAUGGGUUGGUGUACCAGGAGUGCCGUAUCCACCUGGAUGACCACUGCAGUGGAAGUCUGCGUGUGUCUGGUCGUGUCCUGGAAGAGAUGAGGUCCGGCUGCUUCUGCCCAGAGUCCCAGUUACGAUCCGGGGAGCACAAUGAUGUGUGUGUGGACACCUGCACUGGCUGUCAAGGUCCGUAUGGGGAGCCAAUGCAGCCUGGUGACACCUGGGAGUCCGGCUGUAAGAUCUGUACCUGUGAUAACCGGACCAGAACCACCGAGUGCCAGGACCGGCUCACUCUCCCUGCCCCCCUCUGCAGUCCAGACUCCAUGCUGGUGACAGGCUGCUGUGGAGUCCAGACCUGUGUGGAGAGGACAUGUCCGUACAAAGGACACACUUAUGAGGUUGGAGAUCGCUGGUCAGACCCCUCAGAGAAGUGUGUGUCAUUUAGCUGCACCAGCAGCGGCACCGUUAUGGAGAAGAAAGUGUGUCCUCAGGAGAACUGCCCAGAGGAGCUUCGUAUCUGGGAUGAGCACCACUGCUGUUAUUUGUGUAACCACACCUGUGGCCUGAGACUCGCCUGGGUGAACCUGACGGUCGACUUCUGCUUCGCCUCCGUGCAGCUGCCCACCUGUGAGGGACAGUGUGACUCCCGCUCUAGGUGGAUUGUGGAGGGCGGAGUCCUGCAGGUGGAGGGGGUGUGUCCUCUGUGUCAGGAGGUCUUUUGGGAUGAGCGUGUCGUCUACCUGACAUGUAACGGACACACACCCACACCAUUCCGCUACAGACACAUCACUUCCUGCCACUGUGCUUCACACCUGAGCACACCUGAGCUACAGGCUUCAAACUAGAGGUGGAAAACGCUGGCUUCAGAAAUUAAACGACUUACCAUGUGUUGGUUCUACCUGUGCACCUAACACAGGCAAUUUCAUUAAUUAGCUGACCUACCUGGCUGAGGAGUAGUGCUAAUUAGAAUCAGUUCGUUUCUAGUGAAUAGUAGAAACAAAAUAUGGGAUAUAUGGGAGUUUUAUAUAUAAUAUAUAGGAGUUUUACUCUCUGAAGCAGGAGUGUCCCACCUCUGGAGCGAUCAGGAAAAUCAGCUGCUAAUGCGCCAUAGCAGCCAGGCAGCAUAAUUAGCAGCUAAAUUCGCCACUAAUGCACCAUGCACUCAACCAGCAAUUCAAUCAAUGUUUUUGAUCAUAUUUUAGUUAGUGGUCUUAUUUUUUACCAAUUUUACCUUGAUUUUUACCAAUCGAUUAAAUAAUCAAUUAAAUUAUUGUUGGUGUUUCAGUUGGACUGCAUAUCAGUUUGUUCACUAUUUUGUUUGAAUGUUAAUUUCUUGCGCUUCAUCUUGCACUUUAUGGAGGUUCAAUUAUCUUUGCUCUUUCAUUUUUUCUUCAAAUGACCAGUGUGUGUGUGUACAAUGCCUUGUCUAAAUGUAUACGAUUCAUAAAGAAACAACAGCUAAAUCAUGUUUUCUCUCUAUGUGUAAAUGAGCCGCCAUGCUGUUUGAUUUUAUUUACAGUAAACACACUCUGUUAAUGGCCCUUUCUCAUCAUUUCUGGCUCUGGAUGUUUUUGGUUGGGGGUUUGAGGCCCUCUCUCUCUCUCUUUCUCUCUCUCCUGUUUUCUCUUUCUUUCUUUCUUUCUUUCUCUCUCCCAUUUUCUUUCUCUCCAACUCUCGCUCUUUCUUUCUCUCUCCUGUUUUCUCUCUCUGUCUCUUUCUCUCUUCUGUUUUCUCUCUCUCCCUCUCUCUCUCAUCAGCCCUCUCUGAGUUUCUCUUUACUGUAUGUUGUUGCCAUAAAACAGGCAGCAGAAAUCCAUACCUUUAUAUUCUGGAUGGUGUGUGUGAGGCAUCACAUAUUGUAUUUGUUGUAGUACAGCUUGUAUGUCUAUGUGCAUGUAUGGAAUCCUUACAUGUACAAUGCAUGACUGUUCUUCAUGGGAUGUUUUCUAUUUUCAUACCCUGUCAUAUCAAUAUACACAAACAUACCGGGUGAUUCCUUUAAUAAACUUUGAAAUAUUG
Alosa sapidissima (American shad) is the source of this 9087-nucleotide messenger RNA. Its product is annotated as mucin-2-like. Gene Ontology annotation, molecular function: protein binding. Gene Ontology annotation, cellular component: extracellular matrix. The record is from RefSeq and is a predicted model, not a curated record. Lineage: Eukaryota; Metazoa; Chordata; Actinopteri; Clupeiformes; Clupeidae. The transcript has 43 exons. Bases 60 to 7913 code for a protein of 2617 amino acids.